GGCUCGGCCCGAGCUUUGGCUCGGGUCUACCAAGCCCCGAGCAGAGCCGGCUUGGGUUUUUCACUGGCCGAGUUACGGGUGGCCCGAGCUGACGAGCCUAAUUGAUAUCCCUAGUCUUACGGAAUAUAUGGAUAAUAAGUGAAUAGUAAGUUCUAGAUCCUAAAAAAUUUAUUUAUAGUAAGAAUGAAUUUACCACUGUGUUAACCAAAAACAUUAUUAAAAAAUUUCAUUUUCUCAGUCUUCCUUAAUGAUGUAGUGAUUAUAAUGGAAUUGUUCCUUUAGUUGCAGGUACACUUGCUUUCUGCUAGGGCUAACACAAUUCUUCCUUUACAGCAUCUGCUUUUUCAACUUAUUAGGAAUUUAGCUCCUUGUGGUCUUUUGCAAUUCUAUCCAAAGCUUUUUGAUGCUAUGAUGUAUUCAUAUACUAAUUUCUGAUAUCAGACCAACUAACUGCUUUCUGAUAUUGCUACAAAAAGAAUUUCUUUAUUGAUGUUUGUUUUCGUUUACUUUAUAUUAUAAUCUGUCUUCAAACACCUUCUUUAGUAAUUCAGUCAAAAAUUAGAAGAAAGGAUUGAUGUCUUCACUUGUAAUGGGAGAUCUGUAUCAUGUCAUGCGAGUAUCAUGUAAUCUAGUUAGAGCAUCUCCACAAGAUUCUCUCAAUUUUAAAGAGUAAAAUACUAAAAUAAAAGCUUCAAGAGACUCUUUAUUCUAAAUUAAAGAUGAACUCUUUAUAAAUAGAUAGUAUCAAGAUGCUCUUACAUUGUAAAUUAGCAAGCAAGCAACUUAUUGUGCUAAAUUCACUAUUUUUCUCUGAGAAAAAACAGGUGAUAUUUUUCACGCGGCACCAAACAUUGAUCAUUCACAGGACUUUGUUCGUAGAGAUAUAAAGGAAUGGCUGAAUUGGCUCAGAAAUGAUAUUGGUUUUGAUGGGUGGCGCCUUGAUUUUGUGAGAGGCUUCUCUGGUGGAUACGUGAAAGAAUAUGUAGAAGCUUCUAAUCCUGCUUUUGCAAUUGGAGAAUACUGGGAUAGUCUAGCUUAUGAAGGUGGUAAUUUGUGUUACAAUCAAGAUUCUCAUCGGCAACGCAUAGUUAACUGGAUAAAUGCAACAGGUGGCACCUCUUCUGCAUUUGAUGUCACUACAAAGGGUAUUCUCCAUUCUGCACUGCAUAAUCAAUAUUGGAGGUUAAUAGAUCCUCAAGGAAAACCAACAGGAGUUAUGGGAUGGUGGCCCUCUCGUGCUGUCACGUUCUUAGAAAAUCAUGAUACAGGAUCUACACAGGGUCAUUGGCCAUUUCCAAGAGAGAAGCUUACACAAGGAUACGCUUACAUUUUAACACAUCCCGGGACUCCUGUGGUAUUUUAUGAUCAUUUUUACGAUUUCGGCAUCCGUGAUACCAUAACGGAGUUGAUUGAAGCUCGGAGACGCGGUGGAAUCCACUGCCGCAGCCCCAUAAAAAUAUACCAUGCUCAUAAUGACGGUUAUGUUGCGAAAAUUGGUGAUACACUUGUAGUGAAGCUUGGACAUUUUGAUUGGAAUCCUUCCAAGGAAGUUGAUUUGGAUGGAAGCUGGCAGAAGUUUGUGGACAAAGGAAUAGACUAUCAAUUAUGGUUGAGACAGUAAGUGCCUAUUUGAUACACUUUCAUUAUACAAGAUUAGAUACUAUAAUGAAUAACAAGUUCGAAGUUUUUGUACUAUUUCUAUCUUCAUGGGAAUGACGGAAUUGUAAUAACUCCGAUGAAGGGGUUCAAGAAGCGUCUUUGGUUUAUUGUCACUAUCGAGUAAACGAAACAGCAUAAUUUAUUCAUGUUUUAUAGUUUUCACUUUUGUACAAUUGAUGAAGUAUAAAACCAUACCCUGUGUGAUCA
Messenger RNA from Olea europaea var. sylvestris, 1866 nucleotides. Its product is annotated as probable alpha-amylase 2. The record is from RefSeq and is a predicted model, not a curated record. The coding region runs from base 1217 to 1621 and encodes 134 amino acids. The transcript has 6 exons. NCBI's taxonomy places the organism in Eukaryota, Viridiplantae, Streptophyta, Magnoliopsida, Lamiales, Oleaceae. Gene Ontology annotation, molecular function: alpha-amylase activity; calcium ion binding. Gene Ontology annotation, biological process: carbohydrate metabolic process.